AUGGGUUCUCAUGCCCAUCGUAAACUGGCCUCUAUGGCAAGCUCAAUGGGUGCAACUCGUCUUAUGGCGUUUAGCCUUGGUUCAGUUCGUGUGGUAAUUACUAGUCACCCUGAGACUGCGAAGGAGCUCUUGUGCGGCAGCGCCUUUUCAGAUCGUCCUGUAAAGGAAUCAGCUAGUUUGUUGAUGUUUGAGCGAGCCAUUGGGUUCGCACCAUCUGGGAAGUAUUGGAGACAUCUAAGGAAGAUUGUAGCACAGCACAUGUUCUCUCCUAAAAGGGUUUUAAGCCUCCAGUGUCUUCGACAAAGUGUGUGCGACGAAAUGAUGGAUAAAGUGUUCGACGAGAUGAAUAAGAAAAAGAGUGUGGAGUUAAGAGGGAUAUUCCAAAAAGGUUCUCUGAAAAAUGUUAUGGAGAGCGUGUUCGGGAGUGGAUUAGGGUUUGACAAAGAAGAAGAAUUAGGGUUUAUGGUGAAAGAAGGGUAUGAGUUGAUAGGUGAAUUUCAGUGGGGCGAUUAUUUUCCAAUUAAGGUUUUGGAUUUCACUGGGGUCAAGAGGAGGUGUCAUAAGCUGACUUUGAAAGUCAAAAGUCUUGUAGGUCAAAUUGUUGAGGAAAGAAAAAGAGACGAUGGAGGUAUUAACAAUGGGAAGAAUGACUUUCUUAGUGUAUUACUGUGUCUGCCUAAACAGGAUCAACUCACCGAUGCUGAUAUGGUGGCUGUUCUGUGGGAAAUGAUCUUUCGAGGAGUUGAUACAGUUGCUAUCCUUCUGGAAUGGAUCAUGGCAAGAAUGGUUAUGCACCAAGACAUUCAAGCAAAGGCUCAAGAAGAGAUUGAGGAGCACGUAGGCAACCACAGACCCGUUGAAGACUCUGAUAUCCCGAAUCUUGUUUAUGUUCAAGCCAUAGUGAAAGAGGUCCUUCGGUUGCACCCUCCGGGACCUUUACUUUCUUGGGCUCGCCUUGCGACUCAUGAUGUCCAGUUAGGUAAGUUCUUUGUGCCAGCAGGGACUACUGCAAUGGUUAACAUGUGGGCAAUCACACAUGAUCCUUCCAUAUGGAAAAACCCAUGGGAUUUCAAUCCCGAAAGGUUCAUGGAAGAGGACUUUCCGAUCAUGGGUUCGGACCUUAGGCUUGCACCAUUUGGUUCAGGUCGUAGGGUUUGCCCUGGAAAGUCGCUUGGGCUUGCCACAGUUCAUUUGUGGCUUGCACGACUUCUCCAACAAUACAAGUGGCUUCCAAUUCCAUCCACAAAAGUUGACCUCUCAGAGUGUCUUAAGCUCUCUCUUGAGCUACAGACACCACUGACCUGUCGUGCACUUGUACGAUAG
This is a messenger RNA of Lactuca saligna, 1323 nucleotides long. NCBI's taxonomy places the organism in Eukaryota, Viridiplantae, Streptophyta, Magnoliopsida, Asterales, Asteraceae. The record is from the annotation of a GenBank genome assembly.